Messenger RNA from Spodoptera littoralis (African cotton leafworm), 759 nucleotides. NCBI's taxonomy places the organism in Eukaryota, Metazoa, Arthropoda, Insecta, Lepidoptera, Noctuidae. The record is from the annotation of a GenBank genome assembly.
AUGGAAGCACUCACUAAGUCAGUCUCUGAUUUAAGCAAGAGCAUGUAUGCUCGAAUGACUGCAUUCGAGGAGGAGCAGAGAAAAAACCCAAGCACACUCGAUACCACCCAAGGUUUAAGCCUAGAGUUUGCUGCUUUUCGAUCAUUCGUCAUGCAGUCACUCACUAUGCUUCAACAGCAGGUCAAUUUCCUGGUUCAAAGCAAUGAUACCGUGGAAAUGCGCAAAAGGCGCAAAAUAUUGCUCUUGCAUGGGGUACCCGAAGCUAAAGAAGAGGUAACAGCAAAGGUGGUGGUCCAGGUAGCUAAAGAGCAUCUGAAGCUUGAUUUGAAGUUGCCAGAUAUUAAGCGGUGCCACAGGAUGGGUCGUGCAAUGCAGAAGCCCAGACCAAUAAUUUUCAAGCUCCAUGAUGUGACUCUUCGAGAUAGCAUCUGGUUCGGUAAGGCUGGGUUAAAGGGUUCCGGUUUAACAAUUUCGGAAUUCCUGACCAAACCCCGACAUAAUGUUUUUAUGGCCGCUCGGGAUAAAUUCGGCGUGAACCAGUGUUGGACAAAGGAAGGAGAUAUUUAUAUCCUCGAUGGGCAGGGGUCUCGGCAUCGAGUAUCUUCCUUGGAUGAUCUCGAUAAGAUUGGCCUCCCGUCUGACGCCGCGCGAAGUGCAUCUGGUCAUCCUGAGCAGAGGGUUGCGCAGCCUGGAAAUGCAGCGGGAGCCAAGGAGAUAGCACCGAAGCCAAAGAUGUCGAAGCGUGUUACGCGGAAAUAA